UCAUCCCGUUGGUGUCCGUUAAAGCGGAGAAGUUGGCUCUCUUGUCCUGUCUGGUGUCUUGGGCCAUGAUCAGAUUAGCACUAUGUCUUAUCGCUUGGUGCUUCAAGUGUCUUUGCUAAGUUUUCGUUGAUGUCCCAGUCGCCUGUUUAUUGUCGAACGCAAGUUAAUUUUUGAAUCAAGUCCCUUUGGUUGUAAGCAAAAGUGUCCCGAUCUUUAUAUAGCACAUCUGUGAGCAAAAAAAUGAAUUGUGUUGGGUUACUCAACUAAGUUAAAAAAAAAAAAAACAGCCGCCGCAGCUAGCAAACUGUGUACUUCUGUGACUGUAGCAUAGUAGUCACCGCAACGCAUUAGCAUCAUUGCUAACACACACUACUUUGGCAGACUUACAAGGACGAGUCGGGUCAAUUGUAACAUUCCGCGAUAGUAAAUGAUAUCGUUGGCUCGACAUGUCUGCACUUUGUGUCAGAGGUCCAUUUUAUUCAUGCUAACAGACUUUUCUCUGACCAAGCGGCUAGCUAGCACAACAAAAUGGCUUUUCGGUUCAUUUGGACAGGUGCAUCUUGGGGGAAAAGUAACCGAGUUGCGUUCACAAACAGUUUAUCAUGUCAGUCCAUCUACGAAUCGUAAAAUCGUGCAGCAGUUAGUAAUAACACAUAAUUGUGUAUAUUGGCUUGUAUUGGGGAUUUUAAAUGCACAAUCAAUUGAAAUGAAAAUGAAAUCGUCAGUAAAAUUGGUUGUAAUAUCGGUGAAUACAUUUGUAUUUGAUUGACACGACAUAAUGUCAUAUUAUUUUAUUCAAUUGGGAAAAAAUACUCCAGAAUUAGAGGUACCUGCUUUUUGUUAGACAAAAGACUAAAUUGUGUUCAAGAAAAACACAGAGGUGUACGGCAUGAAAACAAUCAGCGUGCAACACAUUUCUCAAUCGUCGGUGGUCUUGAACGCACACCAGGAUCACCAGCAUCCAGCACAGCCUAGAGUCCAGACAUUGGCAAUGGGCGGUGUUUGAUAGAAAACGGACUGGACCAAGCAACACCAGCAUUCAUCCCAUAUUCCCGUCGACUUUGUGCUUCCUGCCAUAAUGGAUAUCUUGACGUUUUUCUCGCCUAUAUCUUUCGUGUUUAUUUGCGGAGGAAUAUUAGUGCGCUUCUCUGUUCUCGGCCUGCUUCAGUAAGCAGCAUCUGAGCGUUUAGAUGCCUUGGCCAAGAUGAGCAUCAAGGCCUUUGAGCUCAUCCCAGCUGUGGAGCGGGACCUCCUCAUGGGUGAUAAGGCUCGCAUCAAAAUUGAAUGUAUAGAAUGUUGUGGAAAGCACUUAUAUGUGGGAACCAACGACUGUUUCAUCCACCACUUUCUGCUGGAAGAGGUCACUUCUGCCAAAGGGAAGCUGACUUACUCGGCUCAGAAACUGCUACACAAAUACCUGGGCCUAAAGAAGCCAGUGGCUGAGCUGCGGGGCGCCUCUGCUUUGGAGCGCCUGAUUGUGCUUUGCGAUGGCAUCGUGUUCCUUGUGGACAUGGUGACACUGGAAACUGUGCCGUCGGCAGCAGGAGGUGGAGCCAAGAUCAGAGGUGUGACGGCCUUUUGCAUUAAUGAGAACCCGGUGAACGGUGAUCCAUUCUGUGUGGAAAUGGGCGUCCUUUCCUUGAAGCGUAGGACGGUUCAGAUUUACAUGGUUUAUGAGGACAGAGUGCAGCUGCUCAAAGAGGUGACCACGCCGGAGCAGCCUUGUGCUGUCUGUCUCGAUGGUUACUUCCUGUGUCUGGCGUUGGCCACGCAAUACAUGAUCUUGAACUAUAAGACAGGAGCUGCCCAAGAUCUUUUCCCUUACAACAGCGAGGAGAGGAGACCCAUUGUAAAGAGGAUUGGCAGGGAGGAGUUCCUCUUGGCAGCGCCAGGUGGUCUGGGAAUGUUUGCCAAUGCAGAAGGGGCUUCUCAACGUGCUCCUGUCAGCUGGUCCGAGAGCAUCAUUGGCACAGCUGUGUGCUUCCCAUAUGUGGUGGCCUUAGAUGAGAGCUUCAUCACCAUCCACAGCAUGUUGGACCAACAGUUAAAACAGACGCUUUCAUUCAGGGAUGGACACAUUCUACAAGACUUUGAAGGGAAGGUGAUUCUGGCGUCCACUAAAGCUGUGUACGUUCUGGUGCCCUUGCCACUCGAGAGACAAAUUCAGGACUUGCUGGCCAGCCACAGAGUGGAGGAGGCACUCAUCCUUACAGAGGGAGCACAAAGAAAUAUUCCCAAAGAAAAAUUCCUGAUCUUGCACAAAAGGAUUCUGCAGCAGGCAGGCUUCAUACAGUUUAGCCAACUACAAUUCAUAGAAGCAAAAGAACAUUUCAGGAAAGGUCAGCUGGAUGUGCGGGAGCUGAUUUCUCUGUACCCACUGCUACUGCCAGCUUCUUCUUCAUUCACACGUUGCCACCCUCCUCUCCAUGAGUUUGCAGAUCUCAAUCACCUGGCACAGGGAGACCUGGAAAAAGUGUUGCAAUGCAAGACAUUUCUGAUGAGUUAUUUGGCAGAGGUCAGAAGCACAGAGGUAGCUAAUGGUUGUAAGGAGGACGUGGACACCGCUCUAUUGAAACUGUAUGCUGAACAAGAUCAUGAGAGUCUUCUAGACCUGAUAGCAUCAGACAAUGCGUGCUUGUUAGCAGACUGUGUCCCGUGGUUGGAAAAAUAUCACAAAUAUUUUGCACUUGGGCUUCUCUACCAUUCUAAUGGUCAGGAUUCAGCAGCUCUUCAGAUGUGGAUUCGUGUAGCUGAUGGGGAUCUAAAGGAUUCUACAAGACCUGAUCUCUUUGAGUACAUUGUGGACUUUCUUUGUUCCACUUCCAAUCUGGACCUAGUAUGGAAGUACGCAAAUUGGGCUCUACAACAGGAUCCCACUACAGCUGUCCACAUCUUUUCCAAGAGGUCUGUUGAGGCACCCCAGUCUGACCUGAAGCCUGAUGAUGUCAUCACAUACUUGGGAAAGCACAGGGACGCUCUUCUUCUGUACCUGGAACACCUGGUGCUUGAAAGACGGAUACAGAAGGAGAAAUAUCACACACAUCUGGCAGUCUUAUACACGGACAGAGUCUUAUCUUUGCUGUCCGAGCCUACAUCCAAUGAAGAGCAGCUGAGCGGACCCAGAGAGCAACUCCAGGCUCUACUCAGGGAGUCAAACCUGUACAGAGCUCAGUAUCUUUUAGGUAAGAUAGAAAACUUUGAGCAACUGCUGCUAGAACGUGCAUUGCUACAUGGAAAACUGGAGGAGCAUAAUGAAGCACUCCACAUUUUGGUGCACAAGCUGAGAGACUUCUCAUCUGCGGAGGCCUAUUGUAUUUGGGCUUCUUCUUGGCAAGAUUCAGCUUACCGACAGCAGCUAUUUCACCUUCUCCUGAGAAUGUAUCUUGGAAAAAAUGCAGUCAAAAAAUCCCAAACAGCAACGUGUGAAGACAAUGGAGAUCUAGAAAUGGCAGCGGUGGACCUCCUGAAUCGUCACGGAGAGUUGUUUGAUGCGGUUCAUGUACUGAGAACUCUGCCAGAUAACUGGUCGUUACAACUGCUGCGGCCCUUUCUGGGUCGAGCCAUCAGGGCUAAUAUGCAUGCCUCCCGCACGUCCCAGAUCGCCCUUGGGCUCGCCCACUCUGAACACCUUCAACUACUGCAUGACAAGCUCAAAGAGACAAAGAAGCCAAUCACUGUGUCAGCAAAGAAGGGCUGCCACUUAUGCCACAACACCUUCAGUGAGCCCGACGUAGUGUGUCUGCCUGGCGGUGUGCCUGUCCACACUCACUGCGUCGCCCAGAGAGUAAGAGACUCCCCCACAAAGAAACAGUUAACUAACAGCAACAAAGAUACGUGAGACUCGGACCAUCACGUGAAAAUGUGAUUGUUUGUUUUGAGGCACCAAAACAAAGCGGAAUUUACUUGCUUUGGGUAUGGCUGAUGUCUGUGAGGACAAGGGCAAAGCAGAGGGGAAUCCAUUUCUGUGUUCAGGUCGGUAAGAGUCUACAACAGUCAAAAAGAAAGUGGGGGUUAUGAGAUGAGAAAAAUGACACGUUGUACAAGUUGUGUUUAUGUGAUGCAGUUAAACCACACAUUCAGAAUUAUGUCCAGGUGAAAGUGAAUGAGCCGUCCUUUUAAUAUUGGAAUUAAAAAAAAAACAAAACAGGACAGACACCUCCGUACUGCUCUUUCUGUCUUCAAACCUAAACUGAAAUAUGUACAAAUUUUCUUCUUUAUUAUACCUUAUUUUUACUUUGAGGGAAAAAAAACAUCUGUACUAUUUUGCUUACAUUCAGCGGUGAAAGAGCUGUUUCAUUUGGUAAUGGCUGCCCACAUCUUACAUUCAACUUGACCUUCCUCCACUUCUUAUUAAUUGAGGAUUCUGUUUAUUUAAUGUGAUGCCAUACAUAUAAAUAAAUUGUGAAUUUACUUACAGCAAUUAACAAAAAAAGCACACUUUGAUUGUUCCUUUCAAUUUGAAUUAUUCUACACUGAUGCUAUGUUCUUUGUGAGCCAGAAGAUGGCAGCAAAUGAUUGAAAAGUUAAGUCAACAUGACCUUUUAGUUUAUAGAAUGCUUUUAGCAUGACCUAAUUAUGUCAAUUUUGGAUGAUUUAUAACAACAUACAUUAUUUAUUUCACACUUUGUGGCACCGCGCAGAUAAAAAGGGACAGUGGAAAUGCAUUAUUGCAUUACUAAGGGCGUACUGUAUAACUAAUUAAGGGAAUGGCUAAGAAGUAACAAGAUGUAAUGACAAAAAUAAAUGGAUGUCAAUUAUGAAGCGUUAUGAGAUUAAUGUUUGGGACUUCUACAGCAGAUUAUUUUGGAUUAGUAACAAAUUAAGAACAAAUCCACUUGGACCCUUAAGGAGCAAAUUAAUUUCCAUCAGAACAGCUCUCCCAAAAGAAUCAGAUGAAUCAAAGACAAAAGCAUUUUUGCAUUCUCUCCAUUGUGAAAAUGGAAACUGGAUGUUCCAUGACCACAACACACGUUCAAGUGUUUUCUGCCACUGUCUGUUAAUAAAAUGUUGUAAUUCCUCUUAAGAUUACAAGGUCAUCGAACAGCAAUCAUUCCUCUUCAACAAGGAUUCAUACUGUAUUAGUAGUUGUGUCCUCUGUAAUCUCCAUGUCAGUGCAACACAAUUCUUUAGGGAAUUUCUGCACGGAACUAGUUUUCCAAAUGUAGGUCUUACUCUCUUUUCAAGGCACAAAAUCCCAAACUAUCAAAAUCCAUUUCAUUGCUGCAUCUGUUAAUUGGAAUUCUAAAAAAGACAUGCUGUUGUAUAAUCUGUUCUGUUAUCUACAGUAUAUACUACAUUUUAUACAUGUCUGUUGCUUUAUUGAAAUCACAAAUGCAGUGGAGUGUACAAACUGCAAAUCCAUCCUAUUUAAUAAAUAUCUGAAAUUGAACAUCCACUCUUAAAACUCUCACUUUAUUGUGCUGCAAAGUAUGAAGAAAUGUUUUUACAAGGCUCAUACUGCAGAGUGUAUUUUUCUCAUUUGUACAUGUCACUGCAGGGCCACACUGUUAAUGUCAUCUUCACCUGUGGUGCAGGACAUUGCGCAAUAUGACCCAUGAGGACAUGUCAUCUUUGUGUCUCUCUUUGAAAACAGAAUAGAAACUUUUCAAUCCCCU
Doryrhamphus excisus (bluestripe pipefish) is the source of this 5615-nucleotide messenger RNA. It is a transcript of the gene tgfbrap1, whose product is annotated as transforming growth factor, beta receptor associated protein 1. NCBI's taxonomy places the organism in Eukaryota, Metazoa, Chordata, Actinopteri, Syngnathiformes, Syngnathidae. Gene Ontology annotation, biological process: intracellular protein transport; vesicle-mediated transport; endosomal vesicle fusion. Gene Ontology annotation, cellular component: membrane; cytoplasm. The record is from RefSeq and is a predicted model, not a curated record.